UUCAGAAGCUAAUUCAUUCCAUCUCCGCCUUCCACACUUGUAUCCAUGGCAACAGCUUCUGUCUUUGACGACUCCAAGAUGGCGGACGUGGAGCAACACACAACGCUCCCGGUGGUCUCAGAAGUAAAAAAACGUCGAGCACCUAAAGCCCCCGAGCUUCCAAUAGUAGAGAGGAGAAACUGGCUCAUCCACCAGCACUAUAUACAUAAAGAUUAUGAAAACUGCAAGGUAAUCAUUAAGGAGCAGUUGCAGGAGACAAAUGGAAUGUGUGAAUAUGCCAUAUAUGUGCAAGCACUAAUCUUGCGUCUCGAGGGCAAGAUCCAACAAUCCCUGGAGCUGUUUCAGAGCUGUGCCAUCCUUAAUCCCAGCAGCGCUGACAAUCUGAAGCAAGUAGCCAGAUCUCUGUUUUUACUGGGAAAGCACAAAGCAGCGAUUGAAUUCUAUCGUGAAGCUGCAAGGCUCAACGAGAAAGACUGGGAGAUCACUCACAAUCUGGGAGUGUGCCAUUUCUUCAUCAAAGAUUUCCGACAGGCUGAGGAGCAACUCAACAUCGCUCUUCAGUUAAACAAACACGACACGACUUUCAUGAUGCUCGGGAAAGUCCACUUGCUGGCCGGCGAAACUGACAAAGCCAUUGAAGUGUACAAGAGGGCAGUGGAAUUCUCUCCGGAGAAUACGGAACUGCUGACAACACUCGGCCUGCUCUUUCUCUCCCUUGGCAAAUACCAAAAAGCUUUUGAGCACCUUGGAAAUGCCCUCACAUUCGACCCUAACAAUUAUAAGGCCAUAUUGGCUGCAGGCAGCAUGAUGCAGACCCACGGGGAUUUCGAUGUGGCUAUGAACAAGUACCGGGUCGCAGCAUGCGCCGUGCCUGAAAGCCCCCCUCUCUGGAACAACAUCGGCAUGUGCUUCUUUGGCAAAAAGAAAUAUGUUGCGGCCAUCAGCUGCCUGAAGCGAGCCCACUACUUGUCUCCUUUUGACUGGAAAGUUUUGUACAACCUGGGGCUGGUACACCUGACCAUGCAGCAGUACGCUUCUGCUUUCCACUUCCUCAGCGCCGCUAUCAACCUGAGCCCGCGACUGGGCGAGCUCUACAUGCUGCUGGCAGUGGCUUUGACCAACUUGGAUGAUGCGGAGAAUGCCACCAAAGCGUACGAGCAAGCUGUGAAUCAGGACCAAUCCAACCCUCUGGUCAACCUGAACUUUGCAAUCUUCCUCUACAAUCACGGCGACAAGAAGGGUGCGCUGAAUCAGUACCAGGAAAUGGAGAGAAAAGUCAACACACUGCGAGACAGCAGUAGCAGCUUCGACUUUGACCCAGAGCUCAUAGACAUGGCUCAGAAGAUGGGAGCAGCCCUACAGGUGACAGAGAGUGUGGUGUGGACCAAACCAUGCAAGGAUUCCAAGUCCAAAGCGAGCUCAGGAGCAGCCACUCCGAGCCCGGGUGCCCCUCUUGGUACUAAUCAAGCUCUGGGUCAGGCCAUGUCUUCUGCUGCCAGCUACAACAAAAACAUCCAACUACCAACAAGACGCUCCACGUCGCUUGACCCUGACCCAGAUGUGGGUAACGUUCCCAGCCUGCCUUCUGAUCUUCCAGGUUCCCCAGAACCUGCCCAAGCAGAGGACCCCAGACCCAAAACCUCCAAGAGAAAAUCAAAGGUGGAAGACUGAAUUAGUUUGGAGGAAUCUCUGCCGCUCUCCUGUUGAGAGGGAAGAUUUAGCGUUUGAACUCUCUGACUCAUGAAGUGUAGCUGAAUAAUGUGUGUUUUACUUUACACUGAGCUAGGUGAUGUUUUUUUGUUUGUUCCCCCCCCAGCACAUUCACAUAAAAUGGUCCAAAUACAAGAGAUUGUUUGAGCUUGCUUACAAAAAAUUGACAGAAUUUCCUACAGUUAAAUGUCAGCGCUACUACAAUCAUUGCACUACACAAAGAUGUAAUGUUUUGAUAAAUAGAAAUGUUUUCGUUGGGUGUAAAUAGUGAUUUUUAUUUGUCAAAUGUCACGUGUAUGUAGAGUAAUGUGUUCAAUAUUAAAUUCUAGAUUGGUC
Molecule: messenger RNA, 2046 nt
Organism: Phyllopteryx taeniolatus (common seadragon)
Lineage: Eukaryota; Metazoa; Chordata; Actinopteri; Syngnathiformes; Syngnathidae
Gene: bbs4
Product: Bardet-Biedl syndrome 4
Exons: 16
Coding region: 46-1671 (541 amino acids)
Biological process (GO): cilium assembly; protein localization to cilium
Cellular component (GO): ciliary basal body
Molecular function (GO): protein binding
Source: RefSeq, a predicted model, not a curated record